AUGGUGACCAUAGCAGGAAACGUUGGGAUGAUGGCUCUUGUCCAUACCUUCUCCAGCCUUCACACUCCAAUGUAUUACUUCCUGAGUAGUCUGUCUAUGGUGGAUAUUAGUUACUCCUCAGUAAUCACACCAAAUAUGUUGUCUCACUUCCUAUCCUCCAAGAAAUCAAUUUCAAAGUCUAUUUCAUUUCUUGAUUGUGCUGUCCAACUGUAUUUAUUUUGUGCGCUAGGGUGCACUGAGGCGAUCCUACUCUCAUCCAUGUCUUACGAUCGCUAUGUGGCAAUCUGCCACCCUCUCCACUACGCCUUAAUAAUGACCAAGAAGAAAUGUUUUGGUUUGGUCCUUUAUUCUUCCUCCAUUAGUUUCUUUCAGUCAGUUGUGCAGACCAGUUGUGUGUUCAGUCUUCCAUUCUGUGGAUCGAACCUUAUUGACCAUUUCUGUUGUGACAUUCUACCACUUAUUAGUCUAUCUUCUUCUCACAGUCUUCAUUGUGAGAUGGUCAGCGGCGUCCUCAUAGCAAUCUUUGGAACGUAUACAUUGACAACAAUCUUCCUUUCGUACGUUUUCAUAUUUCUUUUAAUUUUUAGGAUGACGACUACGCAGAGCAGACAGAAGGCCUUUAGCACGUGUUCCUCACAUAUUAUUUGUGUCUCAACCUACAUCACCGCCGUCUUCUUCACAUACCUGCGUCCUUAUUCGGGGAGAUUUAACAUACAAGACAAGGUGGCCUCUGUUCUCUAUACAGCAGUGACUCCAAUGCUGAACCCUCUUAUCUACAGCCUGAGGAACCAAGAGGUGAAGAGGCUCCUUGUCCAAACUUUACACUUGGCACAAUGCAGUCAGGAAAGUACUGUUCUCCAGGCAACCACUAAACCCAGACACGUCCAUCAGAUUGCCAGACAGAGAAGCUUGAUUGGUCACUGCGGAGAACACAUCUCCAUUGCUCUAGAGUCCAGUGGCAGUGUGCUUUACGCCACGGCAUACGAUGCUUUCCAUUGCACUUGGUGA
Staurois parvus is the source of this 1008-nucleotide messenger RNA. Lineage: Eukaryota; Metazoa; Chordata; Amphibia; Anura; Ranidae. The record is from the annotation of a GenBank genome assembly.